AGACACGCUCCCACUCCCACACCCACACCCAGAGAGAGAGAGAGAGAGAGAGGGUGAGUGUGUUAUUGGUGAGAAACAAUGGAGAGGAAUGGGGAAGAAACCACUGAAAAGAAUGAGAAAAUUGUUGCUGAUGAUGAGCCUGAGAUUAACUACAGAGGAAUAAAGGCCAUGCCUUUCAUUAUAGGAAAUGAGACAUUUGAGAAGCUUGGAGCCAUUGGUACCUUAUCCAACCUACUGGUCUAUCUCACCACAGUCUUCAACAUGAAGAGCAUCACAGCCACAACACUUAUCAAUGUCUUCAAUGGCACCACUAACUUGGCUACCUUGCUGGGAGCUUUCUUUUGCGACACUUACUUCGGUCGCUAUAAGACGCUGGCCUUCGCUUCAUUUGCCUCUUUUUUGGGUUUGCUUUUGAUAACACUAACAGCAGCAAUCAAGAGGCUUCAUCCUCCUCACUGUGAAGCAGAACAAAUCAAAUGCAUAGGACCAACACCAUGGCAAGUGGUUUUUCUACUAAGUGGAUUUGGACUGAUGAUAAUCGGAGCUGGGGGCAUCAGGCCGUGCAACUUGGCCUUCGGCGCCGACCAAUUCAAUCCGAAAACCGAGUCUGGUAAAAGGGGAAUCAAUAGUUUCUUCAAUUGGUACUUCUUCACCUUAACAUUUGCUCAACUCAUAUCAGUGACCCUCGUCGUUUACGUGCAAUCAAAUGUGAGCUGGGGUAUUGGGUUGGGAAUUCCUGCAAUUUUCAUGUUGGUGUCAUGUGCUCUCUUCUUCAUGGGUACAAAGAUUUAUGUGAAAGUGAAGCCUGAGGGCAGUCCCAUAACAAAUAUAAUCCAGGUCAUGGUGGUUGCCGCUAGGAAAAGGCGGUUGAAGCUACAGGAUCAACCAUGGGAAUCUCUAUUCAAUUAUGUGCCAUCUAAGUCGAUCAAUUCAAGGCUCCCUUACACAGAUCAAUUCAAAUUGCUCAACAAAGCAGCGAUGGUAACACCAGAAGACCAGAUCAACACAGACGGUUCGGCUGCGAAUCCAUGGAGGCUAUGCAGUAUACAACGAGUGGAAGAAGCGAAAUGUGUGGUGAGGGUGAUUCCUAUAUGGGCUGCAGGUAUUGUAUACCAUAUUGCAAUGAUUCAACAGCAACAAUAUGCAGUUUUUCAGGCACUUCAAUCCGAUAGACGUCUUGGCAACAGCAACUUUAAAAUACCAGCCUCCUCCUACACUGUCUUCGCCCUCCUGAGCUUCACCCUCUUCAUACCCAUUUAUGACCGGAUCAUAGUCCCAUCUCUCCAAAGGGUCACAAAGAAAGAAGGCGGCAUAACUCUACUCCAAAGAAUUUGCAUUGGCAUAGUCCUCACCAUAUUCGCAUCCCUCAUAUCUGCCUUGGUUGAAGAACAUAGGAGAACUUUGGCUCUCACUAAGCCAACACUAGGAAUUCAGCCGCACAGAGGUGCCAUUUCAUCCAUGUCAGGUUUAUGGUUCGUUCCUCAGCUUGUAAUAACAGGAAUUGCUGAGGCAUUUACUAGUGUUGGCCAAGUUGAAUUUUACUACAAGCAGUUCCCAGAAAACAUGAGAAGCUUCGCAGGGUCUUUGUUCUUCUGUGGCAUGGCAGCCUCAAGUUAUUUGAACAGUUUCUUGGUGUCAAUAGUUCAUCGUACGACAAAAGGGGCUGCAAAUGGAAAUUGGUUGCCAGAAGAUCUUAACAAAGGGAGAUUGGAUUAUUUCUACUACCUGAUUACUGCCCUGGGGGUCCUAAAUUUGGUAUAUUUUCUACUAUGUGCUAAGUGGUACAAGUAUAAAGGGACUGGAAGCAGUACUGUCACAGUUGAAAUGGAAACAAAGAAACAGGAAAAACCUCUGGUUUGAUAACUGAAAUUCACAGAAGAUAUCGGCUUAACUUAAAAUCUGGGCUUCAUAUUGGAACAGUAGUACACACUUGAUUGAUUUGAUAUCAAUACAAAGAUGUAUUACAUAAGUAUUCUAACCUGCAUAAAAACUUUGAUGCUGUUGAGUCUCCAUGUUCUUUUACUCCGAUUUGUCAGAAGGUUAGAGACUAAGAGAUACAUAGCUUGUACAUGCAGAGACUUAGUAUUAGCCCUGUAGCAUCUCCCUGCCUCUUGAAUUUUAGGAAUUAUUACAAUUCAGGUAUCCAACAGCUUUAUUCAUAUGCUUUUGAUAGACAUUAACACUAAGCUGUCAGCUAGGUUCAUUAACUCCAUUGAUGUUGAGCUAGGUCAUGGUAUUUGAUUCAUCUAAAAACAGAAAUGCUUGCAAAAAAGGAAUUGUGUAUAAGACUUCACUGCAAGGUCGGAGAAAUCAGAUAUAUACAAUCUCUUUUCGGGUAAGUACAGAUAUAUACAAUCUUACCCCGCAUGUAAGGAGCAUUUCCGUCACUUAAACCCAUGACAGGGCGGCAUGAUAUAAAGUUUGCAGUUUACCCAAAUCCAUUUCAUGGAUGGAGUGAUGCUUUGACUAAUAAUCCGUGGUGGAAGGUUGUUCAACUCCUAUCCUAAUAUUAAUUUGACUCGGGUGAUGACCAUCAGCACUUGCACCUUCUACACUAAACCUUACAUAUUACACUAAUGGCAGCAAAUACAAUCAGAGGCUCAAAGGGCUGUUAGGGUGGGUAUCACUGCCGGUCACAGUGAUGCAACAUGUUAAUAGCAUUACAAUGUCAACUCGCCUGUACGAAGGUGUUUUCACAAGAAGAUUUGAUUCUAGGAGAAAUCUCUGUUGGUCCUUUCUGAGCAGAGAAGCUGGUUGCCUUUUAAGAGCAAGAGCAACUCGAAGAAGACUAUCUAAAAUAGUUAUCCAAAAUAUACUUUUUUAUUAUAAUAUCUAUUUUAUAGACUAACUUCUACUAAUUCACUCCAACUACGCUCUCUAUUUUAUUUUAGGUAACUACUAGUAAUUGCCCGUGCCUGAAGGC
Molecule: messenger RNA, 2923 nt
Organism: Ilex paraguariensis (yerba mate)
Lineage: Eukaryota; Viridiplantae; Streptophyta; Magnoliopsida; Aquifoliales; Aquifoliaceae
Source: the annotation of a GenBank genome assembly